AUGACUUAUUUUGCACCAAAAUCGGAAGAAGAAUACAAAGAAUAUUUAGACAAUUUACUUAUUGAAUAUCAAUUUGCUUGCUUCAGUGAAAAACUUGGUGAUGGUUGCUAUCGUUUAGCCAAUUAUCAUGAGGCAAUCAAAGAAGAUUUUAUAACGGCUGCCAAAAUCUAUAAAAAAUCUUGUGAUGAAAUGAAGUAUGGACAUGGAUGCUAUCGUUAUGGAACAUUUGCAUUUCUUGGACGAGGAAUGGAAAAAAAUGUUAAUGAGUCAACUGAAUACUAUGAACGUUCUUGUCGGUAUGGCUAUGGUAAAGGUUGUCAUAAUGCAGCGAUUGCCUGUGAUAACGGAGAAGGUUGUGAAAAAAAUAUUGUAAAAGCUAUUGAAUAUUUUACAAAAGGAUGUAAUUUAAAUGUAGUUCAAUCAUGUCUUAGUUUAUGGUCAAUGUAUUUUCGUGGACGUUCAGAUUUACCAAAAAAUGGUCAAAAAGCAAUUGAAUACACAUCAAAAGCAUGUGAUUUACUAUCAUUUGAAGGUUGUAGUAAUGCAGCAACAAUGUACCGACGUGGUGAUUUAAUUGAAAAAAAUUUAACUUUAGCAAAACAGUAUCAAGAUAAGGCAAUAGCUGUUAAAAAAGAAGCCGAAACGCCUGGUGUAGUAUUCGGUGAACAACAUAAAAAUGUAUAA
This is a messenger RNA of Didymodactylos carnosus, 684 nucleotides long. The record is from the annotation of a GenBank genome assembly. Lineage: Eukaryota; Metazoa; Rotifera; Eurotatoria; Philodinida; Philodinidae.